GCCACCAAAGCUGUCACAAACAAGGGGGUGUGGGCCGUCACGUGGCCCUGUCUGAGUAACCACAUUCUCGCUUCCUUCUUUCGCACAGGCCGUUGAGGGUUGGCGGGGUCCAGGACCACGGCUGGGGUGCCACGGCAGUGCUCUGGCAGCGUGGGCUCUGUCCCAGUGGCGAAGGCAGAGAAGCCGCUUCUCCUGGGCCCACGAGGCACGUGUCCCAUGCUCUGCUGAGCACGGAACCUACGCGUGGGGCUUUUUGUUCUUGCCCCCACCCUCUCUGCUUCCAGGAAGUGGCUGAGGGCUCUGCCUUCCAGGAACCGAGAACUGCCCAAGCGGGGGUGCUGGGUACAAGUCUUCGUAAUUUUGAAAUACAGAUCCUGAAGUCCACACCCACCACCACCAGGAAAGCAAGGCCAAGGCUACGCCCAAGAAGGAACUCCACCCCUGUGCAAAGAUACUCUGCUUCCUAAAGGUGCCAUGCCUCUGCAAGUCCUGCUUCUGAUUUUGCUGGGCCCUGGCAGCAGCCUCCAGCUGGGGGAGAUAGAGGGGAAUGGAACCAAGGUGGCCCCAGACGCCCUGCUUGCCCAGCGCCUGAGACAAGUGGAUGAGGACCAAGACGCGGACUCGUAUGACUACCCUACGGAAGGCACAGAGCCCCCGGAAAUGCUUACCGAUAACCCCGGCUCUUCGGCCCUGACCCCUCAACUUCUGGCUGAGUUGGCAACAACAGGGCAUGGAACUCCUGAGCCAGCCACUCUGCAGGUGGCCCCAGGGGACUCUGCUGGCCUGGAUGCGGGAGGGGUGGCCAUACGGAAUCUGAGCACGGAAGUGGCCACAUGGGGGAUUCCUGUCACACGGGACCCGCUCACCAAAGAACCGGCCACGACAUUACCUCCCAUCACAGAGGCUCCAUCCACAGAGGGGGCUCCAUCCACAGAGCUGGCCACCACUGAGGCCCUGUCCACAGAGCCAGCAGCCACAGAGGCACCGACCACACAACCUGCGGCCACAGAGGUCCCAUCCAUGGAGUCUACUGUCAUGGAGACUCUGUCCACGGGGCCAGAAGCCACGGAUGCCCUGUCCACGGAGCCCACUGCCACACAGGCCCCAUCCAUGGAGUCUACUGUCAUGGAGACCCUGUCCACGGGGCCAGAAGCCACGGAUGCCCUGUCCACGGAGCCCACUGCCACAGAGGCCCCAUCCAUGGAGUCUACUGUCAUGGAGACCCUGUCCACAGGGCCAGAAGCCACAGACGCCCUGUCCACGGAGCCCGCUGCCACAGAGGCGUCUACAGAUCCAGCCAGCACAAAGGCCCCAUCCACAGGACCUGACACCAUCUGGCACCUAACCACAGUCCCUCUUGUGACCUCUGACCCUCACAACAGCACCACUGCGGCAGUAAGCAAUUUGUCUGAUGCCCUCACCAACCAAUGGAAAAAUAGGCAGCGUUUCUCCCCACAGAGCUCUGUGGCCCCCAACCCCACAGCGGCCCCGGACCGCAUCCCCGUGAAGCAGUGUCUGCUGGCCAUCCUCAUCCUGGCCCUGGUAGCCACAACUUUUCUUGUGUGCACAGUGGUGCUGGCUGUCCGCCUCUCCCGCAAGAAUCAUAUGUACCCAGUGCGCAAUUAUUCCCCCACCGAGAUGGUCUGCAUCUCGUCCCUGCUGCCUGAGGGGGGCGACGUGCCCACUGGCACGGCCAAUGGGGGCCUGCCCAAUGCCAAGAGCCAGGGCCUAAAGGCGGAGCCUGGCGAGGGCCGAGAUGGGGAUGACCUCACCUUGCAGAGCUUCCUCCCAUAAGCCUCCGGCUUGUCCACCUGAGCAGGACCCAGGCUCCUCGCUCCCUCCAAGGCCCACCGGGCCACAACCGAGCACCCAGGCUCUGUUCCACAGGUCUGGGCUUCCUUGGGGCCCCCGGGGAUGGGGAUCUUUAGGACAGGGCCCCUGGUUGCCCCACAGGCCCAAAAGCGACCGAACUCCUGCAGCCAAAGCAGGACUGAUGAGGGAGUCGCCUUGUCUUCCCUCCCGCCUCCAGGGAAGACCGGGGUCAUCCCUCCACCUCCCUGCCUCCCACCGUUGAGGUCUCAUCCCCCUGCGCCCAGGGAAGACCCAGAGUCUUCUGGUUGCUCUGGUCACCGUACAGGAAGGGGACGCCGGGGGGAGGAGUGCCGGGAUCCUGAGGCGAUUCCUGGUCACCCCCCGACUUGGGGGGGGCAGCUUGGGUUUUCUUGGGCAUCUCCCCAGGGAGCCCAGGGUGAGAUCCUGGCCUGCGAAGUCUGGGGCAUAUUUGGCGAGCCCAGGGGUAUACCCUUCUUUGGGGCUGUGUGGACCAAUGAGUACCCCCAUCCUACCCUCUCUUGUCUGCCCCUGUGCCUGCGUUUUAGGGAGGGCUCUGUCUUGUUCACUGAAGUAUCCCACCCCCCAGCCUAGGGCCUGGUACAGCACAGGCCUUAGUAAAUACUUGAUGAAUAAAUGUUGGCUGAACGUUUCAGGGUAUCAGGGUGCCUCCUUCUGGUGGGGAGUUGGUCCUUUGCUGUUCGCCCCCAGCCCCCUCCAGGAAGCCCCCUGUAUGGGCCUAAAGUUGACUUCAGUGUUGUCUCUUGGACACUGGGAGUAUCUUGGUACAUCCUUGGGCAGCUGGGGAAGGUUUUAGGCUGUUGGGGGGUUAGUCCCCGAAUCCACUUUUUUCAACUCCCCCCUUGACCCAGUUCUGGCCUCCCCCCAACCUCCCCACACCAAAUCUCAGACAAAUAUGCCCUUUCAAUGUCAAGGCCAUCCUCCUGGGAACCCACCCUGACCUCUGUCUUCUACAAGGGGGCCUGUCUCCCAUUUAAUACCCACUCACAGGGCUGAGCACAGCUGCAGCCUACAAGGUUUGGGGCUGGGAAACAUUUUCUUAAAUGGCAAGACCAAAAAUAUUUUACGUUUCACAGACCACAUGGUCUCAGCUGCACCUUCUCAACCCCAUCCUGAGUCCUCAGAGAUCAAAUGCGUGAUGGACAGUAUGUCCCAAAUGAAUGGGGUCGGCUGGGUUCUAAUAAAACUUUAUUUACAAACAGGC
This is a messenger RNA of Ailuropoda melanoleuca (giant panda), 3055 nucleotides long. RefSeq names its product selectin P ligand (gene SELPLG). Gene Ontology annotation, cellular component: plasma membrane. Lineage: Eukaryota; Metazoa; Chordata; Mammalia; Carnivora; Ursidae. Gene Ontology annotation, biological process: leukocyte tethering or rolling. The record is from RefSeq and is a predicted model, not a curated record. The transcript is spliced from 3 exons. The coding region runs from base 475 to 1794 and encodes 439 amino acids.